UUUGAGGUUGUCGAGGGUCACUCGGCUCGUUACCUGUUGCAACAUGGCGAAGAAGGCACGGAAGGAAACGAGCUCAGAGUAUGACGAGUCGUCGGGCUCGUCGGGCGAGGCCGGAGGGUGCGAAGAGGUGGAGAAGGGCAAGGGCGGCAAGGGCAAGAGCAGCAAGGGCAAGGGCAAGGGCAAGGGCAAGGGCAAGGACAAGGGAAAGAGCAAGACGGGCAAGAGCAAGAAGGGCAAGGGCAAGGGCAAGACUGAGGCCGGUGCCGGCGGUGCAGCAGGCUCAGUCUCGUCGGGCAAGAGCAAGUCCAAGGCCAAGAUGCGGAAGAAGCGCAAGGCUGUGGUGGCAACCAUGCUGGCGGAGAACCGGGCGCUAAUGGACAGCAUCCUCAACUUGGCGGACCUCGCCGACGACGACCUCUUCCUUCAGGAGCGCAUCCGUCGGGCGGCAACGCUCUUCCAGACCUUUAUUGACCGUGAGGGCUCACGGCUCUCCAUCGAGUGGCUCUCGCAGGUCAAGGCCAUGCUCGCAGCCUCACAGGAGGUCAUCCAGGGCUCACUAGCGGCCUACUUUUUCGACAUGCCUGCCGAGCAGUAUCACAAGGCUCACUACGCCCUCGACGAGAUCCUGCUCCGCAUGGCCGUGACCGCCUUUGCCCGCGCCGAUGCCGCCCUUGCUGACGACGAUGACUCGUGAGCGAAGAGCGAAGAGGCAAUGAAUGUGAGCGUGUAACAAAGCAGUGUGUGACCCCC
This is a messenger RNA of Thecamonas trahens ATCC 50062, 750 nucleotides long. RefSeq lists its product as uncharacterized. The transcript is spliced from 2 exons. The coding region runs from base 44 to 694 and encodes 216 amino acids. The record is from RefSeq and is a predicted model, not a curated record. NCBI's taxonomy places the organism in Eukaryota, Apusomonadida, Apusomonadidae.